Messenger RNA from Nothobranchius furzeri (turquoise killifish), 1189 nucleotides. It is a transcript of the gene snrpa1, whose product is annotated as small nuclear ribonucleoprotein polypeptide A'. Gene Ontology annotation, cellular component: U2 snRNP. NCBI's taxonomy places the organism in Eukaryota, Metazoa, Chordata, Actinopteri, Cyprinodontiformes, Nothobranchiidae. Gene Ontology annotation, molecular function: protein binding; U2 snRNA binding. The record is from RefSeq and is a predicted model, not a curated record. Gene Ontology annotation, biological process: mRNA splicing, via spliceosome.
UAGCACCACUAUUUACCACUGACUCGUCCUCGGACAAACCGGAAGUAGAAGAAGCUCUUGUUCUGGCGGCAGCGUGGAAUACGUUAGCGUUUACCUCUCUGUGAAACUGUUUAGUUUGCUGUAGAAAGGUUACAAAAGCCCAAGUUCGUGUCCGACAUGGUGAAGCUGUCUGCGGAGCUGAUUGAGCAGGCUGCUCAGUACACCAACCCUGUGAGAGACAGAGAGCUGGAUUUACGAGGUUAUAAGAUCCCAGUGGUGGAAAACCUCGGAGCUACUCUGGACCAGUUUGACACUGUAGAUUUCUCUGAUAAUGAAGUGAGAAAACUGGACGGCUUCCCUUUGCUAAAGAGGCUGAAGACGCUGCUGAUGAACAACAACAGGGUCUGUCGUAUCGGCGAAAAUCUGGAGCAGUGUCUACCAAGUCUACGAGAGCUGGUUCUGACAAACAACAACAUCCAAGAUCUGGGUGACUUGGACCCUCUGGCCUCGGUGAAGACUUUAACUCUUCUCAGCUUGUUGAGGAAUCCAGUCACAAACAAGAAGCAUUACAGGCUGUACGUCAUCAACAAAAUACCACAGAUUCGCGUUCUUGAUUUUCAGAAAGUGAAGCUCAAGGAACGUCAAGAGGCAGAAAAGAUGUUCAAAGGCAAACGCGGUGCUCAGCUUGCCAAGGAUAUCUCCCAGCGAAUGAAAACAUUCACUCCUGGAGUCUCGGCGCAGCCGGAGAAGAAGAGUGGACCAUCUCAAGCAGACGUGGAGGCAAUCAAGAAUGCCAUUACAAAUGCCUCAUCGUUGGCUGAGGUGGAGAGGUUGACGGGAAUGCUGCAGGCUGGACAGAUCCCAGGUCGAGACGCUCAACAAGGUUCGGCUGAGAUGGAGGAGGAGGAAGAGGAGGGCGCUGAGGCUGGAGCUCACAUGGAGGAGGAUUAUGGAGAAGAUGAGAAAGAUAUGGAUCAGAGAGAUGAAGAUAUGGACGAAGAGCCGCAUGUAAACGGCUCCUGAAUCAGACGUUUUUGCUUUUCUUUGAAGAUUUAUUGCGUUGCACUUUUUUAUUUUUAUUUUUUACCAGGGCUGUUUUCUGUAAGUCUUGUACGACACAAAUCUAACUGAAUUGGUUUGCUGCUGUGUGGCUUCGCUGUAGACUAUUCUUUGUAUUCCCCCUUCAGUAACAAUAAAAAAUGUACAAAGA